GUCGUGGGCAACUGCCAGCUAGGCUGCUUCGCCGGAGACUUUGUGCUUCCAGGUGGUGCGACUGUCUCUCACCCGGACCUGGUCAGUGGCUUCACAGCCGAGCCGGACUGCCCGCUGGGCUAUGCAGUAGGCAAGGUGACGAUCGUGUGCGUGAACGGCAACAUGGAGGUCCAGAGCGGAACCUGCGAUGCCCACUGCCAGGCCGGGCGGUUUAUGGGUCCGACUGGAUACUUGGUCAACCACCUAAAGAUCCAGCACAAUGAGACGCGACUGGUUGCCUGUCCAGCAGGCUACAUCGGUCAGCUCCGACUCCGGUGCCUUGCUGGGGCCGUUGGCAUCGAAACGGGCCAGUGCUUGCGCAACUGUAUCGAGGGUGCCACAGCCUUGAGGGAUGACGUGAUUUUUGGCUACGACGACAUGGAGCAUGGAGAAGUUAGCCGGGAGAUGAAGUGCCCUACAGGCUACGUCGGCUCUGUCCGUCUGCUCUGCACGGAUAGUGUUGUGUCUGUAGCUUCCGGCCAGUGCCUGGCCCACUGCGGCGCCGGCGUUGCUCAGGGAGCCGAGUACUUCGGAUUGGAACACGAAGACUUCGUUUCCAUUGUUUGUCCGGAGGUCGGUGAGAUCAAAGUUCGCUGCUUUGACGGCGAGGUGGAGGUCGUUGAAGGUCAGUGUUUGUAUGGCUGUGCGGCGGGUACUGUUGUUGAUGCCAACGGUGUGGAUCUUAGGUACCCUGCCUUUCCGCACGGCACCAGGAUCAAUGGCACCUGCAGUGGCCUCGGUGUGGGCACGGUGGAGUUGCAUUGCAACAACACUGUCGUGGCUUUAGCUGGUGAGGGCACCUGCCAAAGGCACUGCCCUCCGCAAUUCACCGAGUCCAGGGACGGGUCGAACGUCUCCGUGCCCUACAUCGAGCAUUUGCAACAGGCCUCCGUGCAGUGUCCCAAUGGUCAGGCCGGCGUUUUGGCAGUGCGCUGCACGGACUUCGUGUCUUCGGUCUUCGACGGAAUUUGCGGCGACAUGAACUGCCGAGCCGGAGAGGUCAACACAAACGGUGCACUGGUUGCAUAUCCUGCCAUCAACGACAAGCGCAAUGCUGGACCAGGAGAUUGCGGCGAGGAUUUUCUGGGAGAGCCAGUGUUCUACUGCAGUGAUGGCAUCGUGUCUGUCCUGGCCGUGAACCUGAUCCGACAGCCGCGCAUUCCCGGCAUCGACAACGUGAGCGAAAUAGGCUCGAGUUACAACUUCACCGAGGAGGAUCGCUUCAAGCUCUGCGGGUGCUGCAGUCCACCCCCGGAUCUGCCGGACAUCGCAGCACUGGAGGGCCUGGACUCCAUGGUCGUGAUCUAUUGGGCGGUGGCAGUUGGAGGAGCUGGCUUUCUUGUAGCCACCGCAUCCGGGUAUUGGAUCUACAAGAAGAGGCCACCGAAGGUGAGCAAGGUCACCCCGGAGGAUGGGCUGGGAGCUGGAUCUUCGCUCGCGAUCCAGGACAACCCGCAGCUCACCAGCAAGGAGCUUGCCCUCAGAGAUGCUGCGAUGUCCGAGCGGGAUUUGGCGCUUGCGCUCAAGGACGUGCCUGCCCGGCCUGGGCUGCAGGACCGGCCGCGCCUUUUGCGGGGGAUGAGCGAAGAGCCAUGA
This is a messenger RNA of Symbiodinium necroappetens, 1635 nucleotides long. Lineage: Eukaryota; Dinophyceae; Suessiales; Symbiodiniaceae. The record is from the annotation of a GenBank genome assembly.